CCGCCAUGGUUAUGUCCCAGGGCACUUACACGUUCCUCACGUGCUUCGCCGGUUUCUGGCUCAUCUGGGGUCUCAUCGUCCUACUCUGCUGCUUCUGCAGCUUUCUGCGCCGCCGCCUCAAACGGCGACAGGAGGAGCGACUACGUGAGCAGAACCUGCGCGCCCUCGAGCUGGAACCCCUGGAGCUCGAGGGCAGCCUGGCUGGAAGCCCCCCAGGCUUGGCGCCGCCGCCACCACCGCAGCGCGGCCGCCUUGAGGCGCCGGCGCACGCGCAUCAGCACGUGCACGUCCACCCUCUGCUGCACCACGGGCCGGCGCAGCCACACGCACACCCGCACGCACACCCGCACGCACUUCCGCACCCGCCGCCGGCGCACCUAGCGGUGCCGCCGAGGCCUUGGAGCUACCCACGCCAAGCGGAAUCGGACAUGUCCAAGCCACCGUGCUAUGAAGAGGCGGUGCUGAUGGCCGAGCCGCCGCCGCCCUACAGUGAGGUGCUCACAGACACGCGCGGCCUCUAUCGCAAGAUCGUCACACCCUUUUUGAGCCGCCGAGAUAGCUCGGAGAAACAGGAGCAGCCGCCGCCCAGCUACAAGCCGCUCUUCCUGGACCGGGGUUACACAUCGGCACUGCACCUGCCCAGCGCUCCACGGCCCGCGCCACCCUGCCCUGCGCUCUGUCUGCAAGCGGACCGUGGCCGCCGGGUCUUCCCCAGCUGGACCGACUCCGAGCUCAGCAGCCGCGAGCCGCUGGAGCAUGGAGCUUGGCGUCUGCCGGUCUCCAUCCCCUUGUUUGGGAGGACUACAGCCGUAUAGAAGGGCGCGGGCGUUCUGGGCCCCACCCGCGCGGACUUGUGGCCUGACUGCGGGGCUUUUUAAAUGCUUCCCUUGGACUGCGGGGGGGGGG
Mustela lutreola (European mink) is the source of this 906-nucleotide messenger RNA. RefSeq names its product proline rich 7, synaptic (gene PRR7). The transcript has 2 exons. Lineage: Eukaryota; Metazoa; Chordata; Mammalia; Carnivora; Mustelidae. The record is from RefSeq and is a predicted model, not a curated record. Bases 6 to 815 code for a protein of 269 amino acids.